AUGAGGGUGGAUUUGGCAAGAGCCUUGAUUUGCAAUCUUGGCCCCACACCAUCUCCUGUCUUUGACAUCUCUUGUGCGCGGGUGGAUUUGCGUGGAGAAAGAUUACAUAUCCGGUUGGAGGGUGGAUUAAUAACGAUGGGGGUACCCACGUCGUUGGCUAAUCCGGUUGUUUUGGGACUAUUUUGCCUUCAUAAAUUUGGCAAAUUUCCUUGGUUAGAGUAUUCCCCGCAAAAAGAUGCAGUAUUUUGUUUUCCAUGCUUCAUUUUUGAAAAGAAAACAGCAAAUUGUUCUACAUUAACUGGUGGGGGGUUUAUAAAUUGGAAUGUGGUUUUCGAUGCCUUUUCGAUGCAUGUAGGAGGUCCCAAUUCACCACAUUUCAAUGCUGUGAAUUAUUGUGAUGAUUUAAUGAAUGUUGGUCGGCAUAUUGACAAAGUAAUGAAUGCACAAUCUUCAGAAGACAUUCAGAAAAAUAAGUUGCGGCUUAUGGCAAUGAUUGAGAGUAUUGGAUGGCUUACUUUGCAAGGAUGUGCUCUCAGAGGUCAUGAUGAAUCCGUUGAUUCAAAAAACCGUGGUAAUUUCAUUGAAUUGAUAAAGUUUGAGGGAAAAUUGGAUGAUAAUAUUGUUGAUGUUGUCUUAGAAAAAGCUCCAAAAAAUGCAAAGUAUAUCUCACCAUUGAUUCAAAAGGAAAUUUUGCAUAUUUUCGGUAACAAAGUGAGAAAAAAGAUUUGUGAGGAAGUUAGAGAUGCCAAAUUUUGUAUUCUGGUAGAUGAAGCAAAGGAUGCAUCUAAUAGAGAGCAAAUGGUAAUUGUUUUGAGAUUUGUUGAUAUCCAAGGGUUUUUACAGGAGCGCUUUUUUCAUAUUGUGCAUGUUAAAAACACCACUGCAUUAACUCUAAAGAAAGAGAUAUCCGAUGUCCUCACUCGUUACAAUUUGGACAUUCACAAUAUCUUGGUUGACAUGUUUACUGCAACUAUUAAAGUUCUUGGAAUGAUGUUUGAGAAGGGAUCCUCUAACUCUAUACGUGGGGAAGCUAAAGGAAUCACUUAUUUGCUUUGUCGAGCCUUGCAACACAAAUCUCUUGACAUCAUAAAUGCCAUGGACUUAGUUUUUACUACAAAAGCACUCUUUCACACCUUCAGAGAAAAAGGUUUUGACCCUCUUAUGAUGCAUGUGAAAUCAAUUUGCACAGAGUACGACAUUGAUAUGCCCAACAUGAGUGCUCGUUACAAAACAGCUACAGGUCGUACUUGUCAGCAAAAUAAUGUCCUCACAGUUGAGCAUCAUUGCCACAUUGAUAUAUUCAACGCCGUAAUAGAUUUUCAGUUGGCGGAGUUGAAUGACAGAUUCAACAAGGGGGUAGUAGAACUCCUUGUCCUUAGCUCGACUUUAGAACCUAAGGAUGGCUUUAAAUCAUUCAAUGUUGAUCAUAUUUGCACUCUUGCCGAGAAAUUUUAUCCUGAUGAUUUCACAAAUCAGCAGAGAAAUUAUUUGAGAUUAUAG
This is a messenger RNA of Rhododendron vialii, 1500 nucleotides long. RefSeq lists its product as uncharacterized. Lineage: Eukaryota; Viridiplantae; Streptophyta; Magnoliopsida; Ericales; Ericaceae. The transcript is spliced from 4 exons. The coding region runs from base 1 to 1500 and encodes 499 amino acids. The record is from RefSeq and is a predicted model, not a curated record.